This is a messenger RNA of Corticium candelabrum, 1045 nucleotides long. Its product is annotated as calcium release-activated calcium channel protein 1-like. The record is from RefSeq and is a predicted model, not a curated record. The coding region runs from base 53 to 877 and encodes 274 amino acids. The transcript is spliced from 2 exons. Gene Ontology annotation, biological process: store-operated calcium entry. Gene Ontology annotation, molecular function: store-operated calcium channel activity. Lineage: Eukaryota; Metazoa; Porifera; Homoscleromorpha; Homosclerophorida; Plakinidae. Gene Ontology annotation, cellular component: membrane.
UUGCGUGGGUGCGAUAACGAGCUUGUAUGUCGAUUGUUCGCGUACGGAGUGUAUGGACGAGAAAGCGAAUGCUUCGAGUGGAACAGCUUGGAAUGGCCUCCUUCUAAGCAGAGCGAAAUUAAAACAAUCGAGCAACACGUCUGCGCUUCUGUCAGGAUUCGCAAUGGUUGCCAUGGUCGAAGCCGACUUACCCAGUCACAUCUCCACCGACUUGCUGGUCGCUUUUGCCGUGACGACGACAAUUCUCAUUGCUGUACACCUAUUUGCUCUGAUGGUCAGCACUUGCAUUCUGCCACACAUUGAUGCUGUUGCAACUCGGAGGCAUUCACCCGAGAGUGGCGCGAUCGUAGCAUCACCGCAUAAGCAAAUUCGGAAAUACAUUGAAAUAGCGUGGAUUUUCUCGACUUGCAUUGGAAUCGUGUUGUUUCUCCUCGAGCUCGCCAUCAUAUGUUGGAUCAAGUUUGCUGACGUUUCACCAGACAAGGUGAAAAUAACGGGAAACGUGAACAACAGCUCAUCGGUUGACUUGGAUAGCACGGAAGUACUUGAGCACGGUGACGGUCGUUGGAUCGCUGCUCUCGUUGCAAACCUGAUCAUAGCAUUUGUUGUUGUUAUAUUCCUACUGUUUGCGGCUCGUUUCUAUCAUUACAUCGUACUGCACAAGUAUGAGGUGUCGUCGAAGGCUAUUGCAGAGCUACAGCAGCUAACGCAUAAUCUGGACCAGACGAACAAUGAUGGCAAACAGAGAGCGACGGCGACCGCCAGUGUGAAACCGUACGUACACAUCGCACAUACCAAUAUCAUGUCUGACGAUUUAGACUCGGAGUCGAGUUCGUAUCACGAAGCGAAGUCGACAAUGGAAGAAACCGGUGUCUAGCUACUACAGUCUGCACAGCAUGUAGGCAGACAGUGUAGGAAGCAAUAGUUGCAAUAGAUACGUAACAUUGUAUCUGUACUGUAGAUAAAUGUAUGAUUUGUGUAUUUAUGUGUGCAUAUACGUAUGUAUGUAUGAAUAUCAUGGAUAUCAUGUUGUAUGCACAGAGGA